UCAACGAAUCCGAUUAGUUUGUAGUUAACUUGAAUGCAACAAUUCAGCAAAAUUACAGAAAACCGACGUGUUUCAUCAAUUCCCUUCUUUCUUCUUUCUCUGGGCGAUUACGUAUACUUACAGACGAAGCAAAAAAAAUAAAUAAAUUAGGGUUCCAGUUUCUCAAAGACAAGAUCAGUGUUUGUACAUCUUGACGUGUCGGAGUCACACCUGAGUCAUGAGUCAAAGAGGGUUGAUAUAUAGUUUUGUUGCGAAGGGGACUGUUGUUCUGGCAGAGCAUACAUCAUUUUCUGGUAACUUUAGUACCAUUGCAGUCCAAUGCCUACAGAAGCUUCCCACUAACAGUAACAAGCAUACUUACUCGUGUGAUGGUCAUACAUUCAACUUCCUUAAUGACAAUGGAUUAGUUUUUCUUGUUGUUGCGGAUGAAGCAACUGGAAGGAGUAUACCCUUUGUGUUUCUUGAGCGAGUGAAGGACGAUUUUAAGCAGCGAUAUGCAGCAAUAAUUGGUAAUGGGGGGCCGCACCCUCUUGCUGAUGAUGAUGAUGAAGAUUUGUUUGAAGAUCCUUUGAGCAUUGCGUAUAAUCUUGAUAGGGAGUUCGGACCAAGGCUCAAGGAGCACAUGCAGUAUUGCAUGAACCAUCCGGAGGAAAUCAGUAAGCUUUCCAAACUGAAGGCACAAAUGUCUGAAGUCAAAGGAAUAAUGAUGGAUAAUAUAGAGAAGGUUCUGGAUCGCGGAGAGAAGAUUGAGCUUCUUGUUGAUAAAACUGAAAACCUACAGUUUCAGGCGGACAGCUUCCAGAGGCAGGGCAGGCAGCUCCGACGGAAGAUGUGGCUACAGAACUUCCAAAUGAAGCUGAUGGUAGGAGGGGGAAUCAUUGCCCUUAUCAUUAUUUUGUGGUUGAUGGUUUGCAAAGGAUUCAAGUGCUGAUGUUUAAGUUCGUGAAAUCCAGAUAUAGCUUGAUUAAUAUUUCUAUUUUCUUGUUUCAUGUAAAAAGAAAAAUAAAAUAGUUGUAGUACAAGAUUGUCGUUUAGUCGAUGUAAAUGGAGUUUGGUGCUGAUAUAUGUUGUGUGAAUCCUCAUUCCAGCUUUUCCAACUAUUCUAUUUGUCAUCCUUCCA
Molecule: messenger RNA, 1120 nt
Organism: Papaver somniferum (opium poppy)
Lineage: Eukaryota; Viridiplantae; Streptophyta; Magnoliopsida; Ranunculales; Papaveraceae
Product: vesicle-associated membrane protein 727-like
Exons: 6
Coding region: 218-931 (237 amino acids)
Biological process (GO): vesicle-mediated transport
Cellular component (GO): membrane
Source: RefSeq, a predicted model, not a curated record